CUGCGGCCGCGGGCUCUGCGCAUGCCUGGGAGGGCGGGGCGGCUUCCAGCUCCCGGCAGGAAGGCGAGAGCAGGUGAUGUGGGCGCCGGCGGGGGUAUUUGCCGGCUACACAGAGCGUGGGCCGGAAGUGGAGGAGCCGAGAGCGGCACCGCAGGAGCUCCGGGCUACAUUGUGGCGACGGCGGCGGCCCCUCGGCUGGAGGAGGACGAUGAGGAGCGACGGAAGCGGCGCGGGGGGACGCUUCUGCGCGGCGCCGGGUUCCGAGUCCGCGGCCGACUGCGCAGCCUGCGAGCAGGUCUAAGACGCUUACGGAGAGCCACAAUGGAAAAGUCCUGGAUGCUGUGGAACUUUGUUGAAAGAUGGCUAAUAACUUUGGCUUCAUGGUCUUGGGCUCUCUGCCGUAUUUCUCUUUUACCUUUAAUAGUGACUUUCCAUCUGUAUGGAGGCAUUAUCUUACUUUUGUUAAUAUUCAUAUCAAUAGCAGGUAUUCUCUAUAAAUUCCAGGAUGUAUUGCUUUAUUUCCCAGAACAGCCAUCUUCUUCACGCCUUUAUGUUCCCAUGCCAACUGGUAUUCCACAUGAAAACAUUUUCAUCAGAACCAAAGAUGGAGUGCGUCUAAAUCUUAUUUUGAUAAGAUACACUGGAGACAAUUCGCCCUAUUCCCCAACUAUAAUUUAUUUUCAUGGGAAUGCAGGCAACAUAGGUCACAGGUUACCGAACGCAUUGCUUAUGUUGGUUAACCUCAAAGUUAAUCUUUUGCUUGUUGAUUAUCGAGGAUAUGGAAAAAGUGAAGGAGAAGCAAGUGAAGAAGGACUCUACCUAGAUUCUGAGGCUGUGCUAGACUACGUGAUGACCAGACCUGACCUUGACAAAACAAAAAUUUUUCUUUUUGGCCGUUCCUUGGGAGGGGCAGUAGCUAUUCAUUUGGCCUCUGAAAAUUCACAUAGGAUUUCAGCCAUUAUGGUGGAGAACACAUUUUUAAGCAUACCGCAUAUGGCCAGCACUUUAUUUUCAUUCUUUCCAAUGCGUUACCUUCCUUUAUGGUGCUACAAAAAUAAAUUUUUGUCCUACAGAAAAAUCUCUCAGUGCAGAAUGCCUUCUCUUUUCAUCUCUGGACUCUCUGACCAAUUAAUCCCACCAGUAAUGAUGAAGCAACUUUAUGAACUCUCCCCAUCUCGGACUAAGAGAUUAGCCAUUUUUCCUGAUGGAACUCAUAAUGAUACAUGGCAAUGCCAGGGUUACUUCACUGCCCUUGAACAGUUCAUCAAAGAAGUAAUAAAGAGUCAUUCUCCUGAAGAAAUGGCAAAAACUUCAUCUAAUGUAACAAUUAUAUAAUGUUUUUCUUUUUGAUUAAUGCACUGUAUUUUAAUUUGUGCAGAAUGAUAAAGAAUGUUCUUUUCUAGAAGUGUGUUAUACCUGUACUUGUCUGAAGAGUGACAUUAAACUUUGAAAGGACUUCAGUGCUCCUUUAAAAUGAUCCAAAUAGUUUUUUACAUUUGAAGAACUAUAAUUAUUGGGAUUUCAUACAUUUCCAUCAAACCUUUCAAUAUGGUUAUGUAUCCAUAUCUUUAGUUUAAUAUGCUAUCAUUAUAGCAUAUUAUAUUCAAAAGUUUCUUGUUGCUAAAGGUGUAUAAUCUACGUGACACUUAGAUUAAUGACUAAGUGUGGAAGGAGACAUGUAAACAAGAAACAUUUGGGUAUUAUUCCUUUAGUAAAUAUUGGGACAAUCAUGGUAAGCAAACUUAGUUCUGUAAUUGCAUUUUUCACCUUUAAAAUGAAAUGCAUGAUGGUAUUUUAUUCCUUGACUUAUGCAAUGCAAUGUUUUUAAUGUAAAUACUGGUCAUAUACCAAUGUAUAUGGUAACCUGGGUUAUAUCUAUUUUUAUGUAAACUCUAUUUUGUUUUUAGCAAGAAAUGAAAUUGAGGACUAUGUGGAGGUUGCCAUUGAAUUUUGCUCUGGUGAAUGCUGAGAUCCAGCUUUUUCUUACAGAUAAAUGGGACCCCAUUUUCCAAUAUAAACGUACCGUGUUUUGUUAGGUACAGUCUGGAUCAUGGCAUGUAAAAAUAGAAAUUGAGAAUUUUACUGCAGCUUUGAUGUGCAUAUUUGAACUUUUUAACAUUUGUAAUUUUGGUGGCAAAGAGAAUUUUAGCUUCUGUCGAUUUUGUAAGUCUACAGCUGAACCACUAAUAGCAGUCAUAAUGAAGAUUAGAAUCUUUAAGAAUUAGGAAGUCUUAUCUUUACAUUACUGUACAUACUAUUUUACAAGAAUUCCCACAUUUCGUUUUUAAGUCCAAGUAUCUAGGUAUAUCUGUCCCACUAAAGCCAGGAUAUCAUUUUCUGGACUUUCUGAAAAUAAAAGUUACAAAAACAAAAGUAAAUGAAAACUAUAUUUGGUCUGAUGUUUCAGUUAUGAAAUAGAAGAACUGCAUCAAAAGACAGCUUUAGGAAGUCUUAUUUAUUUUCUACCUGUGAGAAUGUGCGGAUAAAGGAACUUUAGAGCUUUUGAUCACAGAACCUAUGACCACAUUUAACAAUUAAAUGGCUGUAAGUGGGAAGUAGUAUUUAGACAUAUAGAAGAAGGUAAGAAAAAUCUUAUUUUAAAAAGAGCCCCUUAAAACUAACAGGAUUUACCUUAAGAUAUAUAAGCUAAGUUGUUUCAAGCAGUCCUCAAAAAUUAGAUGUAAUUGAGCUCUGUACGUUAUGUCAGCUUUAACAUAUGAUAUUCUGAGUAUUUUAGCUAUAUUGGCUUUGUGCAAGCAGCUAGGGCAGAGAAAUCAUGGGUCAGUAAUCUUGACCUUAAUUGAAACUCUUUCCAUGGAGAUAGGGCUAGAAAUACUUUUGCCAAAUAACAUUCUUAUGAUUCACUUUAUGUCAGUAUUUAGAAAAAAAUUAAUUAUAGCAAGUAUGAUUUCUAAAGGAUAAUGUUUUCUAUAAAUUGUAAAAAAGUCAUGCGUUUUUUAAAAAAAGUUGGAAAUGCGUAUCAUGGAACAUGUAUUUUGUAUUUAUAAAUUCACUACAAUUAAAGGCUACUUUUCAUCUUGUCAAUCAUUGCUAUGUAGAAUGACUAUCCUAAAUAGUAAUGUAUUAACAAGAACGUUAAUACAACAAAAUGUAGUGUAUUUAGACAUGAGCUUACAUGGCACACCUUAGACUUGUAUCAUUCUUUAAAGUUUACAAAGUACCUUAUGUUUUCAUGUGAUGACUUAGUCUAGUACACUGUGGAGGAAUUUAUCAACUUUAGUUAUAAAUAUUAUGCUGAUGAAGUAUAUAAAAAGCUUUUUCUUCAUCAGUGUUUUGUUUUAUGCUGCUUUUUCUUUUUUUUU
Messenger RNA from Kogia breviceps (pygmy sperm whale), 3323 nucleotides. RefSeq names its product abhydrolase domain containing 13 (gene ABHD13). Gene Ontology annotation, cellular component: membrane. The record is from RefSeq and is a predicted model, not a curated record. NCBI's taxonomy places the organism in Eukaryota, Metazoa, Chordata, Mammalia, Artiodactyla, Physeteridae. Gene Ontology annotation, molecular function: palmitoyl-(protein) hydrolase activity.